Messenger RNA from Clonostachys rhizophaga, 1032 nucleotides. The record is from the annotation of a GenBank genome assembly. Lineage: Eukaryota; Fungi; Ascomycota; Sordariomycetes; Hypocreales; Bionectriaceae.
AUGCUCGUAUCGGAGCCAUUGGUAUGGCAAGCUGGCGACAGAGCCGCAUACUCUAGCUUGUCGUUUAUCUUAUUAGGAUACGCGUUGGAGAAUAUCACAGGUAAGACAUUUAUCGAUUUGUUGAAGGAAAGUGUGUCAAAGCCCUUGGGUUUAUCGUUCACUGGGCUCGAUCCUCCGGUAGAUCUAUCGCAAGCAAUUAUCCCUGCCGGUCAAGGAGGGUUUGUCAUGGGAUAUGAUAUUGGAAGCUACAAUACAACUGCGGGCUUAUACUCUACACCGGCCGAUAUCUCCAAGUUUCUACGAGCUAUCAUGGCCAAUGCCCUUGUGUCGUCAUUACAAACGCGUCAGUGGUUGAAGCCGUCCAUAUUUGCCGGAUCCUUCUCGACAGCAGUCGGGAUGCCCUGGGAGAUUUUCCGGCUAUCAAAUCUCACUCCUGAUAACCGGCCUAUCGAUCUCUACACGAAGUCUGGAGGCAUAUUCGGCUAUGAAACAAACAUGGUCCUCAUACCGGAGUUCAAUGUUGGUAUAUCGGUUCUUGCUGCUGGGGACGACGCCGGCGAUGGCUUGAUGGGGCUGCUCGACAUUGUGAUCCCGGCAACAGUAUCUUCUCUUGACCAGCUAGCCAGGCAACAGGCAAAAGAGACGUACGCCGGUAACUACCAGUCAGCGAAUGGGACAGAUGCAAUACUUUCAUUGGACGUAGAUGAUGGUCCAGGCCUGAAGAUUACGCAGUGGACCAACCGAGGUAAGUCCAUGCUCGAGUUCCUGGCGUCUCGCGAAGGUACAAACGUCAUGGACCUCGACGCGAGACUGUACCCAGUGGGCGAAGGACAGCGUUGGAGGUUGGCCUUGGAGAGAACGGAAAGAGUAAACCCUUCGGUUUUCAGCGACGCCUGCAUCACAUGGCUUAGGGUGGAUCAGAUGAGAUACGCGAAACAACCGGUCGAUGAGUUCACGUUUGACAUUAAAGGAGGGGCCAUUAUUGGGCUAAAGAACAGUGGUCUGCGAGCGAAGCUUGUCAAAACAUCUUGA